Messenger RNA from Pteropus alecto (black flying fox), 3643 nucleotides. It is a transcript of the gene HMGCS1, whose product is annotated as 3-hydroxy-3-methylglutaryl-CoA synthase 1. Gene Ontology annotation, molecular function: hydroxymethylglutaryl-CoA synthase activity. The record is from RefSeq and is a predicted model, not a curated record. NCBI's taxonomy places the organism in Eukaryota, Metazoa, Chordata, Mammalia, Chiroptera, Pteropodidae. The coding region runs from base 416 to 1978 and encodes 520 amino acids. Gene Ontology annotation, cellular component: cytosol. The transcript has 12 exons. Gene Ontology annotation, biological process: acetyl-CoA metabolic process.
CCCGCCUCCCACCGACUCCCGGCGGUGCCGGAGUCGGGUUGGUGGGCUGCUAUAAAGCUGUUGGCGGAGGGUAGGCGCCACAUACUCCACCUUGGUAGCUCGCUCUUUUUCCUUCAGUACCACCUGAUCACCUUUGGGGUUCUUCAGUGUUCUGACAACCUGUACCUCCCUGCUAAUAGCUUCAGGACCAGCCUGACCUGUUAGGAUGGUGUAAUGGGCAGGCAUCCACAGUCAAGGACUUCUCAAAGCGAAGUAUAUGGAGUCUUUGAAAACGUGUGUCCUAACUUGACCAGUGGUAGAGAAAGGAUUGCUCUGACCCAUCUUGGAGGAGGGAUUUGGACAACAGUGCCUGAAGGAGAAAACAGUGACAGACCUGGAGACUGAAGUUCUUUAUCCAUUACACAGCUCUUUCACCAUGCCUGGGUCACUUCCUUUGAAUGCAGAAGCCUGCUGGCCAAAAGAUGUGGGAAUUGUUGCACUUGAAAUCUAUUUUCCUUCUCAAUAUGUUGAUCAAACAGAAUUAGAAAAAUACGAUGGUGUAGAUGCUGGAAAGUAUACUAUUGGCUUUGGCCAGGCCAGGAUGGGCUUCUGCACAGACAGAGAAGAUAUCAACUCUCUUUGCAUGACGGUGGUUCAGAAUCUUAUGGAAAGAAAUGGCCUUUCUUAUAAUUGCAUUGGGCGGCUAGAAGUUGGAACAGAAACGAUCAUUGACAAAUCAAAGUCAGUGAAGACUAAUUUGAUGCAACUCUUUGAGGAGUCUGGGAAUACAGACAUAGAAGGAAUAGACACAACUAAUGCAUGCUAUGGAGGCACAGCUGCUGUCUUCAAUGCUGUUAACUGGAUUGAGUCCAGCUAUUGGGAUGGACGGUAUGCCCUAGUAGUUACAGGAGAUAUUGCUGUAUAUGCCACAGGAAAUGCUAGACCUACAGGUGGGGUCGGAGCUGUUGCUAUGCUAAUUGGGCCAAAUGCUCCUUUAAUUUUUGACCGAGGACUUCGUGGGACACACAUGAAACAUGUCUAUGACUUUUACAAGCCUGAUAUGCUUACUGAAUAUCCUGUAGUAAAUGGAAAACUCUCCAUAGAGUGCUACUUCAGUGCAUUAGACCGCUGCUAUUCUGUCUACCGCAAAAAAAUCCGUGCCCAAUGGCAGAAAGAGGGAAAUGAGAAAGAUUUUACCUUAAAUGAUUUUGGCUUCAUGAUCUUCCACUCACCCUUCUGCAAAAUGGUUCAGAAAUCUCUAGCUCGGAUGUUGCUGAAUGAUUUCCUUAAUGACCAGAACAGAGAUAAAAAUAGUAUCUAUAGUGGCCUGGAAGCCUUUGGGGAUGUUAAAUUAGAAGAUACCUACUUUGAUAAAGAUGUGGAAAAGGCAUUUAUGAAGGCUAGUUCCGAAAUCUUUAAUCAGAAAACAAAGGCAUCUUUGCUUGUAUCAAAUCAAAAUGGAAAUAUGUAUACAUCAUCAGUGUAUGGUUGCCUUGCUUCUAUUCUAGCACAGUUCUCACCCCAGCAGCUGGCAGGAAAGAGGAUUGGCUUGUUCUCUUAUGGUUCUGGUUUCGCCGCCACCCUGUACUCCCUUAAAGUUACACAGGAUGCCACACCAGGGUCUGCUCUUGAUAAAAUAACAGCAAGUUUAUGUGAUCUUAAAACAAGGCUUGACUCAAGAACUUGUGUGACACCAGAUGUCUUUACUGAACACAUGAAGCUCAGAGAAGAUGCUCAUCUCUUGGUCAACUAUAUUCCCCAGAGUUCAAUAGAUUCACUCUUUGAAGGAACAUGGUACCUAGUUAGAGUGGAUGAAAAGCACAGAAGGACUUAUGCCCGCCGCCCCUCUCCAAACGAUGACACCUUGGAUGAAGGAGUAGGACUUGUGCAUUCAAACACAGCAAAUGAGCAUAUUCCAAGUCCUGCUAAGAAAGUACCAAGACUCCCUGCAACAGCAGCAGAACCGGAAGCAGCUGUCAUUAGUAACAGGGAACAUUAAGAUAAUUCUGUGAGGUAGAAGACUUCGGUGUGGGUUGGGGUGGGUGGAGUAUGUAUGGAAAUGGUUAGGAAUGGGAUGUCUGGGGACAAUUUUAAAGGAUUACAUGUUGCUUAAAUUUUUAUGUAACUGACAUGGAGCCUGGAAAACUAUUGUGUCUUUGGGAAAGUCUCUUUGCUCAAUUUGCUAAUUUGCUUCCUAUUGUGGUCUAGCCAAUGCCUAAUGUAUUCAAAUGAUGUUAAGGGCUCUGUAAAACUUCAUACCUCUCUGGCCAUUUGUAUGCAUGAAGCUUAGUGUGUAAAUGUGGUAUGAUGAAUUGUAUGCUUCUGGCAGAAAAAAACAGAGGUACUAGUUCUACAAUUCUAAGUUUUUUAAACGUGUAGGAAUUUUAUACUUUGAACAAACAAGAUUACUGAAAGUACCUGUGGUUUUUGAAAAAAAGUUUCUAGGUUAGGGGAUGUGGUCUUAAAAGUGGCAUGCACAAACCCUGUUUGAAAACGGCAAGACAAACAUGCUCUUUUUCUAAAAUUUAUAAAUAUUGAAGAGAGAAGAAUUGGGACAGUAACACUGGUUCUGGAAAGUGGAAUGUUGCUUUAAAUCCAGGCUAGCAGUGAUGAAUUGUGAACAGAGCUGCUAGCAUUGAGCCAAACAUCUGGUAUAGACAACAUGGCACAUUUGGGAGCUGUGUGUGUAGGUCUAGGUCUGCUCCUGAAUCAGUACAAGGUGGGUUAUGCUGAACAACACUGAGAUGUUACUGGAAUGUGUAUAUGAGGAAGUUUGCUGUUGCAGUCCUUCUUUGUACCUUAUUUUGAAGAAUAAAUAAAAACUUUUUCUUGGUUGCCUUUUAAAAAUUUUAAACAAAAAGGAACAAUAGAGACAAACAGUUGUUAAGUUCUGAUGCUUCAGUGUUAUAAAUUCAACUUAAAAGACUGACAACUUAAAUUCAUGGUGUUAGUAUUCUAUUCCACUUAAAAAAAAAAUCUCUUCAAUGAAACUAAAAAGGUAAAACUCAAGUUUUUACAUAGUAUGACUGGCCAAACUGAAUAUUCCACUUCAUGAUCUGGAAGUAGGAUCGAUAAAGCAUUUUCUCAGACUUUCACCUUAAACUAUCACAUGGGAUGAAUAAGGCUGGUUAGACAGUUUCGUAGAUCUUUUUGGUGCUGAACUAUGACAUGAGCCUUAUAGAUUGUAAAAUAAAGAUAAUUGGAACUAAUGUACAGAAUUAAAUUUUUUAAAUUUUGCUUUAAAUUCUGUGAAGUUUCACUUAUCUAAAAUAAACAAAUAUGAAAUGAAUGUUUGAAAUUACAAGGUAAUAUGUAAUGUAGUGUUUGUAAAAUACUCUUGUCUAAUAUUAACCAGUGAUAUUUUGAUUUGUACAGUUAUAAUUUGCUAAAAUGACUUCAUUUUAUCAUCCACUGAUGUAGAUUAAUAAUGUAAGUUCAGAUUUAAAGAUUGAUGGGAAAAUGUGCAUGUAAUACUUUUGCAAGUAUUGGGAGUUGGGUAUGUUUUCAAAAGAAUAAUUUCACUUUUGAGUGUCAGAAAAUGGGUUUUUUCAAAGUCUGUUACCAGCAAUGGGCAGGCCUAAUAAUGCUGGCACAGAGAAUUAACUGUACGCCUUAUGAAUAGUGAGGUGAGUAACUAUGAAUAAAAUUUUAGAGAAAUAUUUCA